AAUAUACCGAUGAUCAGGACAAUUCUUCAGAUGAUUUACCCGAAGCUGAGUUAAGUGAGGAAGUCAAGAAAACUUUACCGGGAACUGAGAUAAGUGUAUUGCCUGAGAAAGUAUUACCAGAAAUCGAGAUAUUAGACACAAAAGCCAAUGAUAGUAAACCACAAUCUUUAAUUACUGCUUUAUCCGAUGAUGAGCCAGAAAAUUUCUCCGAUGACGAUGAUUCCUUCAAUAACAACGAAGAUGAUGGGGAGUUCUGUAGUUUUUCUGAUGACGAUGAUGAAGGUUAUUAUUAUGAUUUCAAUACCG
Messenger RNA from Dentiscutata erythropus, 306 nucleotides. NCBI's taxonomy places the organism in Eukaryota, Fungi, Glomeromycota, Glomeromycetes, Diversisporales, Gigasporaceae. The record is from the annotation of a GenBank genome assembly.